UCUCUCUCUCUCUCUCUCUCUCUUAGAAUCUUCAAGUUGAGAUUAUGAACAAGAACUGAUUAUUCCAAAGAAUAUAUCAGAAAUGAAACGAUGGAGUGAUAGGAGUGAUCUACACCAAAUCUUUUGCAACGAUUCUUCUUCUUUUGCCCUUCAAGAUUCGAGAUGGCGACCGCCAAAGAAAAAAUCUACCUUCAAGAUCGUGGUGUUUCUCUUCUUCUUCCUAUUCUUUAUUGGCCUCUUUGUUCGUUUCACAUCGACCAACACGCCAAUGUUUUGGAGGGGGAAACGGAAAUUUCCACAAUCCACAAACCACUCCACGGAGGACCACCGGCAGAAUCCCGACCGUGCGUGGAGCGCCACGUGCCCGCCCCACUUCCGUUGGAUCCACGAAGAUCUACGGCCGUGGAGAGAGACGGGGAUCACGAGGGAGAUGGUGGAGCGGGCCCGGAAAACGGCCCAUUUCCGGGUAGUGAUCCUGGACGGGCGGGUGUACGUGGAGAAAUACAGGGGGUCAAUCCAGACCAGAGAUCUGUUCACGAUGUGGGGAUUUUUGCAGCUUCUCAGAUGGUACCCUCGAAAAUUGCCUGAUCUUGAACUGAUGUUUGACUGUGAUGAUCGCCCCGUCGUCCGAUCUGCUGACUUUUCAGGUCAACGCGGGGGCCCACCUCCGCUGUUCCGCUACUGCUCGGACGAGUCCAGUUUGGAUAUCGUGUUCCCUGAUUGGUCCUUCUGGGGAUGGGCGGAAAUAAACAUAAAGCCUUGGAGAAGGGUGUUGGAGGACAUAAAAGAAGGGAACAAAAGAAGCAAAUGGAAGGACAGGGUGCCCUUAGCUUAUUGGAAAGGGAACCCUCAUGUGGAUCCCAAUAGAAGAGACCUUCUCAAAUGCAAUCUCACUCAUCAACAAAAUUGGGACACUCUCCUAUAUAUUCAGGAUUGGGAUAAGGAAUCCAAAGCAGGAUACAAGCAAUCGAAUCUAGAAGAUCAAUGUACACACAGGUACAAGAUAUACAUAGAAGGAUGGGCGUGGUCGGUGAGCGAGAAGUACAUAAUGGCAUGCGACGCGGUGACGCUUUAUGUGAAGCCUCGCUAUUUUGAUUUCUUCAUAAGGGGAAUGGUUCCUUUGGAGCACUUUUGGCCCAUCACAGACCAAUCAAAAUGCUCCUCCCUCAAGUUUGCUGUCCAAUGGGGCAACAAUCACACUAAUAAGGCAGAAGAAAUAGGAGAAGAAGGAAGCAAUUACUUGCAAAAGAAUCUAAAGAUGGAACUCGUAUAUGAUUACAUGUUCCAUCUUCUGAACGAAUACAGUAAGCUUCUGAAAUUCCGGCCGGUGGUCCCCGCCGGCGCGGUGGAGUUGAGGCCGGAGACGAUGACCGGCGCCGUCGCCGGAUUGCACAAGAAAUUCAUGGAGGAUUCGUUGGAGAUGUCUCCCAGCGAUUCAGAGCCGUGCGAUCUGCCGCCUCAUGAUCCGACGGUUCUCAAGGAGUCUCAGGAGAAGAAACUAAAUGCCCUCAGGCAAGUUGAAAUUUGGGAAAAGGAAUAUUGGGAAAGCCAGAGGAAGGAGCAUUAGCUAUAAAUUAUAAUUUAUAAUGCAUUCAUCUGUUAUAUUAUAUUAAUUACACAUUUUGAUCCUUUUUUUU
Momordica charantia (bitter melon) is the source of this 1637-nucleotide messenger RNA. RefSeq lists its product as uncharacterized. The record is from RefSeq and is a predicted model, not a curated record. NCBI's taxonomy places the organism in Eukaryota, Viridiplantae, Streptophyta, Magnoliopsida, Cucurbitales, Cucurbitaceae.